This is a messenger RNA of Acanthoscelides obtectus, 3251 nucleotides long. NCBI's taxonomy places the organism in Eukaryota, Metazoa, Arthropoda, Insecta, Coleoptera, Chrysomelidae. The record is from the annotation of a GenBank genome assembly.
UUAUCAGUAUCUUUACUUAAGUCAUGACGCGUUAUUAUAUCACGUAAUAUGUUGUCAUAACUGACAAGGGCUUCAGUUUAUAAGGCGUGUUACACGUCAACGCAUCGGUUGAAACUUUUGUGCAUGAUUCUGCCUCCAUAUUACAAAGUGUUGGUUGUCAUCCUGAAAUGCCUGAUUAGCAAGUGUUGCAUACUAGACACUUGCGGUAGACCUCUGAAUGAAGAAUUUGAAACUAUUUUUUAAUGGAUGGAGGCAAACAGUCGGAUAAGACGUACAUGUUUUAAAUUCUUAAAGAAGCUGUACGUUAUGCCUCCUUUAAACUACAUAAUAUGGAUCAUAUCAAGGAUAGCGUAAACAUGAUCAAAAGAAUUAUGCUCGAUAUGGUUUGCAAGAAUCAAAUGACUAUGUAAGCGAAGAUGGUUUAAAAAUGCUGGCAAAAGAUGAUGAGACUGGAAGUCCAAUUGCUAAGCUACUAGGGAGCUACUUGGAAGGAAGUCAACUAGUGUUGAACGUAACUGAUCAACUGGGAGAAGGAAUAAUAGGAUUAAUUAAAGUGUUAAUCAAUAACACCAACGAUUUGCCCAAAACGUUGGGAAAAAUAUUUCACAUAGAAGUCUUAGUGAAAAAAGUUUUUAACCCUCAGCUUCAAGAUUUAACAAAAAAGGUGUUGCAGCAGUUCAAGGACUUACCUAUUCUUGUACAGAUUUUCGAUAGAUUAAACAAGAUUUUAGGCAGGCAAAGUAAAGAUAAAGUCGACAAACAUAGUGCUUGAAUGUGUGUAAUACCGCAAAUAUACAUACGUUGAGAUAUGUGUUGUUUACUUACAAGUUACCUAAAGAUGUGUAUUAUUUUAAUCUCGCUUUCAAGUAACUCCAUGGCAAAUUUCUAUCAGUAACUUAACCACGGUAGAGUUCUCUGAGAAGCGUACCAAUUCAAACUCAAUAUCAAAAUUUUGUAACACGUCACACAAAAGUGAGAAGCCCAUAAUGCUUACGGCUAUGCUACGCACACAAUCUCUCACUGUCUAUAGCAGGGUAUUAUUGUACACUCCUAGGCGUACGUCAGAAGUAUUUUUCAUGGAUCAAAUAAAUAUAAGUACAGAAAAUUUAUGAUGUAUUUGAAGUCACUAAAAACAAAAAUAUAUUUUGAUAUUUUACAGAGAAGGGAGGUCUAAGUGUUAGUCUUCUGGGACGAGAUCAACAACUGUCGAACGUAACGCUUCUACUGGGAAAAGGAUUAAAAGGUGUUAUUGUUGGUUUGUUCAAUAACACCAUUCAUUUGCCCAAGAUAAUGAAAACAGUAUCUUACGUAGAAGAGUUGGUGAAAAUGGUUCUUAAUCCGUUUAGGAGAGUACCUAUUCUUGGUCUGAUUAUCGGCAUACUUAACUUCAAAAUCAGCUUCGGGGCAUGCCUCAGAGAUACCAUACUGCAUUACUUAACCACUUUUUAUAAGCUUGAAAAUGAAAUGGGUAAAUUUAUGAAUUAAAGAUUCCGUGUAUAUAAUUCCAAAAAUAUACAUACGUUGAGAGAUGUGUUUUUACUUAAAAAUUACCCCGGAACGUGUAUCUACAUUUUUUGAUUCUACGCUCUUCAAAGUACCUUCGAUUUUUAAACUGAAUUAAAUGAUAGUGUCUUGGAUACCAAAAAUUAUAACACCCCGUAGAAACGCGUGAAACCUUAUAAUGUUUACGACUAUGCGCCGAUAGACUGUAAUUUAUCUCGUCCUCUCUCUCUCUCUCUCAAUCCCUUUCUCUAUCUGUGUCUUAUAGAUUAUUUUUCUAAACUCCCAGUAGUGUAUCAACUGUAAAAAUAUAGAUAAGCUUCACUAUAUUUCAAACCAACAAAAAUAUAUUUUAAUAUUUUACAGAGAAAGGAGGUCUAAAUGGUAGGCUUCUGGAAGGAAAGAAAGAGAAAGAGCUGUUGUCUAACGUAACUGAACUACUGGGAGGAGGAAUAAAACACUUGAUUGGUAGUUUAUCUAAUAACACCAUAGAUUUGGACAAAAUAUUUAACUUAGAGGAUCUGAGAAUGGUUCUUAAGCAGUUUAAAUGCAUACAUAUUCUUGGCUUGUUUUCCAGUAAAUUUUAUCAUCGGCCUCAAAAGAUGCUUCAGAAAAGCAAUAAAAGAGUAUUUCACCACUGUCUGGGGCCUUCAGUGCAAAAAGGAAAUAAGAUCUACAGUUUAAUGCUUCAAUGUAUGUAAUACAGGGAAUAUACAUUUCGAAAGAUGUGUAUUUGCUUACGAAUUACCUAGAAAAAAAUGAUGUAUCAAAGAGGUUAUCGCACUUACGGUCGCAAAUAGUUGCUGAGACCUAAAUGUUGGAAAGUUAACAGACAUUCUAAGUAGGUAUUUUUAAAGUUGAGAAAACUACUGGUAUAUUUUCGUCGAUUUUGGCGGGUCACAGUAAAACUGCCAGUGUCACUUUCAUACCUCCACCUUCUUCAAACAUAAAUAGAAUCUAUCUUUAUUUGUGAACUGUCGGAUACUCAAAAAAUUAACGUAAGAAAUCUAUAAAAAUUUGGAUGCAUAGUAUAAUUCGACUCAAAUACUUCCAAAAUGGUGGCACUUCAGGUUAUAUCGGAAAUAGAUACAAACUUGCUUGUUUAUUGUAUCAUUCAGUUUCUAGCAAACCGAAUGAAGCAUUUAAGCAACGGAAAAGCCUAUAAUAUCCCGGAAACUACUAGUUUGCAAAAUAGACAAUAUUAUACCAUAACAACCUUAUUUUGAAUGCUCCAUACGAUGAGAUUAUAAAAAAUGUGCUUUCCAUUUAAAAGAACUGACCUUUCGGAUUUUUUUAAAUCUUAAUUUCAUUCUCAUUUUUGACCGCCAUGUACUCUUUGUUAGCUGAAUCUGGAAUAAAAUCUAUUAAAGUAGGUCUCCUGCUAUAAGAAACCCGAUGAAAAUCGUAAGUCCCGGAAAAAUUGUUACAAUUCGUUAUUUUUACGUACAAUUUGAGAAAUAUAAGCAGUCAGACUUAGGUAUAAGAUGCUAUGUAUGUAAUGUUGGAUGCUUUGACGUAGCGACUACGGAUACUAUAGGGUUUUACAAUUUGCCAAACCGGUUUCUGAAUACCCGACACGACUAAACUUGAAACUAAAAUCCCAACAUAAAUACAUACUACCUAAUAUAUUUCUUCACUUCAGUGACGAAUUUCGAGCCUCUGGCUGGUUCAACAUGCAUGAGCGCUUUUUGAUACAUCUUGCUUGCUUAACUUACAAUAUUAACAAAACCCAGCUGCCACUUUAUAAUAUA